Messenger RNA from Chroicocephalus ridibundus (black-headed gull), 6789 nucleotides. Its product is annotated as epigen. Gene Ontology annotation, biological process: positive regulation of mitotic nuclear division; epidermal growth factor receptor signaling pathway; positive regulation of cell population proliferation. Gene Ontology annotation, cellular component: mitochondrion. Bases 3761 to 4216 code for a protein of 151 amino acids. Gene Ontology annotation, molecular function: epidermal growth factor receptor binding; methylenetetrahydrofolate dehydrogenase (NAD+) activity; methylenetetrahydrofolate dehydrogenase (NADP+) activity. The transcript is spliced from 10 exons. The record is from RefSeq and is a predicted model, not a curated record. Lineage: Eukaryota; Metazoa; Chordata; Aves; Charadriiformes; Laridae.
AGAAGAAUCCAAGUUGUUCUAUUUAUUGAUACACAAAACAUUUAUUUUUUACUACAAAGAUAUUUAUUUCUACAUUGUAUUUAUUUUUUCAUGUCAAGUAUGCUAAACCUGAUGGUUUACAAAAUGUUAAAAUACUUUGUGUUACCUCCUACUGACUUAUUGUGAGCAAAAAUGAAUUGGAGAAUGCAGCCUAUGCAGAUACGUUGGUGGUGGUCAAUUAUGUGUGUGAAAAUGAAGAAUGAAGCAUGAAUAAAAAAAAUACCUGUGUAUCUGGGGACGGGGUGCAGUUAUCGAGACCUUUUAAGCACAUCUUUCAAACAGUAUGAAAAAUAAGUUUCAACACGCUAAGUAUCUUUUAAAAAUAUGGUUUGCGUUCUGAGGUCGUGAAGCACGCUGUGUGUAGUUUGAAGUCUUGAAUUUAUUUUUUUAAAACAGAGAUAGCAACAGAAAUGUUGAUUCUGGAAGGAGUGAAAGCCUGAAAUUUUUGUUUCACCUGCCAGGCAGUAAUGCUGUCAUGAAGGCAAAUGUUCGUACCUGUUUUAAAAUAGUCACAUAAACUUGAACACUGGUGAAAUUUUGACUUGAAACAUAUGCAAGAGGUAUGCAUGAAUGAGUAGCUAGAAUUAAAGCCAGAAUUCUUUUCUUCCCAUGUCUGGAUUUCUUUGACAAAAUGUUUUGGUGCAUAAUACCCUCAUCCCACAAAUAACCUUGAAUAGAUGACUGGGCUGGAUUGGACUUUAUUAGGCAGAAUGUAGGUAAAUCUACAAGGUGUGUUGGAAUUUUAUUUUCCGUAAGUGCAUGAAGAGUUGUUUUUCAGUACGUGAUGUAAGGCUCAGCCCCGUGAAUCCUUGGCUAUGAUGUUUUGCUGCUUAGAGAGGACUAUAUGGGAUAAUAAGAUUGGUAUAUUUCUAUUCCCAAAACUUUUAGUUACAAAGAUGGAUCCAGAAUAGUCUCAUGCAAUGUAAAAGUUGGAGGAAGUUACUGCUGAGAUGCCAGUUGAACUGAGUGUCUGCACUAUUGACAUGAAGAGCCUACCCUGAUUCCCACUGAAGCCAGUGGGAGCCAGUUUGGACUUUUUUCUUCAUGUUUUUAUCUCAGUUGCGCUAACUUUGAUUUUUUUUUUUCCAUUGAGAGCCGUAGGUGUUUGCUAGUAGACUCUAAUAACUUGAAAUGGGAAGAAAAAGAAUUGUGGCUAAAUAUUACUGCUCUUAAACAAACAAAUGCACUUACGGUAAUAAAAGAAACAAGACAGAGCACCACUUCUCUGCUGAUUGUUCUUGUGGUUAACUUUCUGAGAGCUUUGUUUAAUGCAGCGUUUGCAAAAGAGGUUGACAGAAUCAUUACUAAAUAUGUGGUGCCAACAGUGCAGACACUUGCUUAUCUGUUUAUGUUUAAGCCGUACUAUGAACGUUAAGAGGAUGAAGGUGCCUAUGCAGAUAAUGCUUAGACUGGUCAACCCGUCAGUGAUUCAGGUGGAAUAAAGCUUGUUCACUGUUAUGUUAGUCUUGGUGAAAAAUUUUAAUACAGUUUGGGGGGUGGUUGUACAUUUUCUUUUUUUAUCUGUGUGUGAAGGGUGGAGCAAAUGGAGGUCUUCUGCAUGUUCAGUCAUUACUUUGUUUCAUCUGUUUACAUUGCUGUUCUAGAUUCAUGUUUGUUUUCUUUGAUUUAACUAAAAACAUAUCUGCAUUUUUUUGUCAGAAUCACAAAUUAUGCCUUUUGCUUACACCACUUCAGCGAGUCUGCCUCUUUCAUGUCCUGCAAGCAGUUUAUUGUGCAUCUUAAGCUUUUUCUCUUUUUCACCUGUGGUGGAUAGGUUAGCAUUACACAAAAGCCAGUGAGACUGAGGUUUCACUCAACGACUUGCUAUUUUCAGAGCUGCCAGACACAUUUGUGAGAGUGUUCUCUACUGGGAGAACAUCCCAGAAGGAGCAUCCAGAGGGAAGGGCCUGUUACCAACCCAAAAAGCACGCUCGUGUGCCAGUCCUGGUCAGGUCCGGUCCAAGCAUGCACUCCCUGUGGCGGACAGAGGCACGGCCUUAUCCACUGAAGCCUUCUCCCAGGCCUACCGCACCCAGCUGCAUUGCCUAAUGACGAAGCCACCGCUCAGAUUCAAGCUGGAUUAAGCUCCCAUUGUGUAGAUGUGUGUUGAAAGCAAGGCUCUUGAGACUUACCCCGCUUGGGACUGAUGGCAGAGGUUAUCCAGGUAGGUACAAACACUCCUGUCGAUCUGGGGAGUGCGCAAGCUGCACUCGAUCAGUGUGCAGGCAUGCAGCAAUUCUGGAUAGCGAAGGAAGGGAAAAGCCUCCUGGAAUGCAGUCCGUAAUUAAAAUGUGCAUAACUAGCUUGUGUUUUUCCCUUAACAUGUGAAGUGGUUAGAUCUAAUCCUACAGGUCACUGAGGACAGGGCAGCGUAGAGGGAGAACUUCAGCUGACCGGAGUUAUUAGAGCAUUUAUCAGAAGAUUUUUGGGUUUAGAUUGUAACAAUUGUGAAAUUUUUUUUUUUUUUUUUUUUUUUUUUUGCUUAGAGCUCACAGUUGAGAAAAAGCGUAAGUUGUUGCUGGGGUUAAGCGUGUAGCUCUCCUUUGGUGAGAGUCACGUUGUUGAUGUGUGUGUGCGUUAUUGAACUGGGCCUUUCUGAUGAUCUGCUCUCAUAUGUCUGGCUAUGUAAGUACCCUUCAGAGAGACCAGUCCUACUUGUUCCAAGCUGCCUGUGACCAAGGGAGUUGGACAGUGUUUGGGCCUGUGGAGGGUGGUUUAGUAUAAGAAAUACGGAGGACAGGUAUGUCUUAGAGACCUACAAACACUUUAUGUCACAAGUAUGAUUGUUCUCAUUAAUGCAUACCCACUUCCUUGAAAAGGUAUAGAUGGGCUUUUAUGUCAAUAUAGUGGCGGGACUAAUGAAGGGAUCACCUAAUAUAGGAGGCAACAGCUUACCUGCUCUUUCAGUCUGUGUUUUCUCAGUGCUGUGCUUUGCCAGCCCUCGCCUUCUGCCCUGCACAGUCGGGUGUAGCUCCAGCCAGCGAUGCCAGGCCUUGCACAGGGCUGGUGGCCUGCCUUGCUGCAGAGAGUUGUGCACAUGGGAAGGCAGAGUGAAAAGUGAUUAGCAUGCCCCUCGGGCUCGCCAGAGCCUGUGAUCAAAGGCCUCUUGCUGGCAGCCACAGAUGGAGAACAUCAUCCAUUAUCUUCAUGUCUGAUCACUUCCUAAUCUUGGCACUAGCUGUUCUCGAAGUUCCUCUUCUGGAUGGCAGGGAACUGAGGUACAGGGAAGGAAUAUGAGCAAAGCAGAAGCUGAUCCCCAGACCCCGAACCCCAGAGUAGCAUCCUGAAUGCGGACUGUCCUCCUGGAGUUAACACAAGACCUACAUUGCUAGGGGAAAGAAAGAUCACGUUUUUCACAAUACGUCAUCUUUCAUUUUGCUCACCUCUGUUUUGCUGUAUUUUGUUGAUCUGCUCUGGCAUAUACCAGGUCUCUCUUUAAAACUGUAUCUUUGCAUGCACAAUUAUGCCCACAGGUAAUAGGAAACCAGGGUUUCAAAAGAAAACCUGAUCCCAUUGCUAGAUAAUAGCAGUUUCCUAAAUAAAUGUGUGGUUGCCCCGGGGGCUGAGGUUGCUGCCAGAUGCACCUUUUUUUGAUUGGUGAGAACAGCAGAUGACGCUUCCUGGCAUAUAAGUGCAAGAGAAAACACAGGAGCACAGAUAAGCAGAGCAAGCGAGCCAUCUGGAAAGAAGAGUGGAGAAGGUGUUAAAGCAGCUGCUUGCCAUGGCAUUUGGAAUGCUAAUCUAUAUUUUGCUGAAAGCAAUGGGGGCAAUGAGUGAAGAGUCAGCUAUUACUGUUUCUUCCCUCAGCACAGACUUAUGGAAUAAUUGGACAAAAAACAACGCUGAAGUAGACUACACAGAGCAGCCAAAGCUCUUGAAGCUCAUGCAGACCUGCCUUGAAGAACACCACAGCUAUUGUAUCAACGGGCUCUGUGCUUUCCACAGCGAACUGAGGAAACCCAUAUGCAAGUGCCUUGCAGGUUACAAUGGAGAGAGGUGUGAACAUUUAACCCUAAAUUCAUAUGCACAUAAUUCUUAUGAACGCUACAUUGCUGUGGGAAUUGGUGUGGGAAUACUGACAAGUGGGAUACUUGCUAUCAUCUACUGCUACGUAAGAAAGAGAUGCAGGAAAUGGAAAUCACCCUACAAAAUCUGCAUGGGCGAGACGGCGUUGUGAAGAUGUGGCAUUGGGACACUUACCAGUUCGCCUGUAAAUGAGAGGAAGUUCUGCUGGGAAGGCCACCCCGCUACAUCUGUCAGGUACCCCAGCCUCGCUGAUGAGGUGAAAUAAAGGGAAUGACAGAGCGAGUACAUGAAAGGAACUCCUGCAGGACUGAUGGGCUCCAUUCACUUUUGAAGAAAGACUUCCUCUUUUUAGUAAAGGUUGCUAGAUGAGCAGGUCCAAACAGCUAAGGAUACUUGCAGCCCUCUCAAUGCUCUCCUGUGGUUGGUAUUUGCGGAGGGGAGGACUGGUUGGUUUUAGCUGUUUUCAGUCAUUUCAAGCCCUAAUACAGUGUUCUGCUCUGGUCUUUUCUGUCUUUUUUUUUUUUCUUUUUUCUCCUCUGGAGGAAAAGCACAACCUAUUUCACAAUGCGGUUUUAUUCUGAACAUCACGUGCUGACAAGAAACCAUUUGGGUUCUAAUUUCAGUGUCUGCUGCCUAUGUGUGUGGAUAAACAGCCCUCUUCCAACACAGCAGUUAUCUUCAGUGUGCUAAGCAAAGCAUAGGCUUCUGUUGCAAUAAAGGACAAAAUCAUAAAAUGCUUUGGACUGAGGAAAAUGGAUGGCUCUCAAAGCUUACUUAAACUUAGGAAUAGAGAGUAAGCAAUUCCUGGAAAAUUAGACCAUGACACCUCUGGGCGUGGCAAGUUCUUACUAUUUCCAUAAGCAAAGGAAUCAGACAUCUUUCUCAAAAUGGAUUAUUGAGUGGGCUCAUGACAAAGAACUCUACUCUUCCCUGACAUCGGGUAACGGCUCAUGAGAUUGACGGAACUUCAGGCAGAACGUUACCUUGCUGCGCUGUGAUUUCAGCACAAGACUUCAGUUGCUACCGAAGCUGGAAUUGUUAUGAAACUUCAGUAUAGCUUUGCCCAGGAAACGGGACUGUCUUUAUUCUGUUCUCACAUUAUGUGCGUGAUGCGACCACUCAAAUAAGAAAGAAAUGACCAUAGGGAUUUUGUUGCACCCUGGACAAACACAUUACAUAUAAGAUGCUUGUUUUUCUUCAUCUUGUCUAUGAAGAAUCAUAAAGGUAAAAAGAUUUUUGUUCAAGGAAAAGGGAAGAAAAAUGGUUCUGAAGACGGUGGCACUAACUGUGACUUCUCACUGACAGGUGGAGCGUUUGCCAGUGCUGAUGAGACUGGAGAUGGCUCUAAGAGAUUUUCAUUUCAUGCUGUUGCACGUCGUAGAUGCAUCUGCUAUGCACAGUCAUCUACGAGAAACAGGCAGUUAGGUACUUGGCAAUUUGAUGGGGUGAUAUAGGCUCCUAAAUUUAGGUGCCCUGGUGGAAAGCUCAGUUUCUUUAUGUGAAUCAGUUUUCACAACAGAAUACAUGUCAUUUGUUGAAAAAAUCCUGUGUAUUUGUGAGACUACAAUAAUAAUACUGAAAUGUAUAUGAAAGAGUGGGUUUUGAAAAGGUAAAUGUACAUUUGGGACUCGAGUGGUCUGAAGUUCAGUGGGCUUCUGGCACAGGGGCAUGCUGGUCAGUAGCUGAGUCAUCUUGGCUCUCCAUUUGAUACCAAUAAAUAAAACGUCACACGCUGUUUGGUUGGAGUCCCCAUGGAGCACACUGGAGCAAGCGACACAUGCAUACACCGAGAAAGGAUUGUUGGUGAGGAGCUGGACGGAGACAGAAACCAGUCCUUUCCUCUAUGCAUUGACAUGAGCGUUUUGUAAGAGGCAUCGAGCUGAUUUUCCAACUCUCGGCCUUUUUGUUUUCUUCAUUUCAAGUUAAAUCUUCAGAGCUCUGUAUUUUUAGCUCCUUUCCAUUCUUCUGACCUUUCCAUAGUACCCACUGAGAGACAACUGCUGCUCUUCACAAUUUCCAAGUUAGCUUUCGGUAGUUGCCCUAAUGUUUUCUGUGUCCCACGUAUGUAGUGAGAGUGCAGUUAGAUGUUAAUUACAGUCUGCGCACCCACACACAGACAUAUAAAAAACACCCCUCGCACACGCUGGACAGACUGAAUGGAAAUACCUAUUAGAAACAUGCAUGUCAUCAGGAAAACAAGGGUGAGAGAUCUUUCUCCUCGAUCUUGAAGAAAACUUUAGAGCUACGUAGGCCAAAGGAUGAAAAGCUUCAAAGCUUUUGUCAUCAUGGAUUGGGGCUGUAGCAUCAGGAAAGGGAGUCUGGGAGAGAGCCAGUGCUACUCCAGCUCACCAUCCCCGGAGGACGCGAUCCGUGAGAAGAGCAGGAGUCAGGAUCACGGGAGACUCAGUUACAAGGCUCUGUCUCCGCAUGUGCAUUUGGGCUUGCAUCAGACUUUCAGGCACUGUUGAACAGAGACGAGACAUUUGUGUUUAUCUGCUUACCUGGGAAGGGAAAGCAAAUGCUCCGAAGAUGUAUCAACUCCACAAACAAUUUGUAGGAGUCGUGAAGUGGAAGCAUCGGUCUGACUCUCGACAGACAAAAACAAUGCAGAUCAUCCCCACAACGGCAAUGCAUAAAACUGGAUGCAAGUCCAACAGAGAGCAGCUAGAGUUCUCCACACAUCUGUAGACCUAAGAAAAUGCUCUCAAAACAAGGAGGAGUAUG